Fusarium venenatum is the source of this 1011-nucleotide messenger RNA. NCBI's taxonomy places the organism in Eukaryota, Fungi, Ascomycota, Sordariomycetes, Hypocreales, Nectriaceae. The record is from RefSeq and is a predicted model, not a curated record.
AUGUCUGAUUAUCGAACAAUCGCUGAAAGCAACUUCAGAGACGGCGUUCGGAUACACCAGGGCGAUAACUAUUAUAAAUGUUCGCAUGACGACAAGAAGAGAUGUUUACUUGAUUUACGGAUAACCGAUCCAGCACAUGACAAGGCGCGGAUUAAACAGUCCAAAGGUGGCUUGCGCGAGGAGUCAUACUGUUGGAUUUUUGAAAACGAAGAUUUCAAACAAUGGAAGAAGUCCAAAUCUGAUUCGCGGUUCCUCUGGAUAAAAGGAGAUACUGGAAAGGGGAAGACGAUGCUUCUAGCAGGUAUCAUCAACGGGCUGGCCACCGAACCAGGAAACUUUGGUCAAGUCGCAUACUUUUUCUGCCAAGAAACAGACAGUCGAAUCAACAACGCCACGGCCGUCCUCCGUGGUCUCAUAUAUAUGCUUGUCACAAACCGAGAGUCAUUACUGAUGCAUAGUGAGCAUGCUGGCAAACAGCUCUUCGAGGACUGCAAUGCUUUGGCUGUCCUCUCCCGCAUUCUGCACGCUAUCCUUGCAGACUCUAAUUUGAAAGACGUUGUAUUGAUUAUCGAUGCUCUAGACGAAUGCAUCACGGAUAUUCACUUGUUGCUGGAUUUGCUUGUCGACCUUUCCCGACGCAAAGUUAGAUGGAUUGUCUCUAGUAGAUAUUGGCCUGAGAUAGAUGUCCUUCAUGAUGCCGCUCAGAAGCUUGUCUUGCGUAUCGAGCUGAAUGAAGCCAGCAUCUCACAAGCCGUCAAGCGCUUUAUCAAUUACAAAGUGCACAGUCUUGCGCAACGCAGGCGAUUGGACGCCGACACAAAGUUAGCUAUCCAGGAAUAUAUGGAGUCGAACUGUGGCGAAACCUUUCUUUGGGUAGCAUUGGCUUGUCAACUCAUCGAAGAUCCUAAGUUGCCAGUCUGGAAAAUCCUCAGUAAGCACAGCGAGGCUCUAGUAGGUCUGGAUAACAUAUAUCAACGCAUGUUACAUCACACCGUUGAUUCACAAUUGUAA